Messenger RNA from Zophobas morio, 3721 nucleotides. RefSeq names its product protein argonaute-2-like. The transcript is spliced from 3 exons. The record is from RefSeq and is a predicted model, not a curated record. NCBI's taxonomy places the organism in Eukaryota, Metazoa, Arthropoda, Insecta, Coleoptera, Tenebrionidae. Gene Ontology annotation, biological process: regulatory ncRNA-mediated post-transcriptional gene silencing. Gene Ontology annotation, molecular function: miRNA binding; RNA endonuclease activity; protein binding. The coding region runs from base 108 to 3032 and encodes 974 amino acids.
UCGCAGCAGAAGUUGUGCAAACAUUGCAAGUCUAAUUGUGUUAAUUUUUUAUCAGUGAUCAGUUUUGUUGCCGAAGCCGAUUCUUGUUAAGCUGCCAAGCUUUAAAAAUGGGAAAAAAACGUGGAGGACGUCGCGGAAAAGCAGCAACCGCUCCGGAAAGUCAACCUCCCCCACAAGAAGAAACCCCGCCUUCCACCUCUGAAAUCCAAACCACGUCCACUCCCACCCCCCGAGAACGGCCGCAACCAGCACCUCAAGAGAUAGAAGAAACAACUUGGGGAAGAGGCCGCCCAUCACAACCGCCCACUCAAAAAGCAGCAAGACCUCCCCAAGAAACUCCAAACGUGUUGGGUAGGGGCAGGGGCAGAGGUGGAGAUCAACAAAUCCAGGAGAAACCGCCCCAAGGAAGAGGAAAGGGCAGAGGCGUGGUUCCACACAAACCUGGAUAUACGCGUGCGCAAACUUGCAUUGAGGCGUCACCAAAGCAGUCGCAGGGUGGAGCAAGACACGAAGCUGCCAAAGUACAACUAAAAGAAACUACCGAGUAUGAAUUUCCCACACAAUCGUUGUCGUUGUCAGAAAUUGCUGAUUUAGUACCUUUUAAACCUGGUGUUUCCGGAAGGAAAAUCCGCAUUGAAACUAACCACUUUCGAUUAAAUUUGGGUACUUUAACAACUGCUUAUCGUUAUAGUGUUGAUUUUUCACCAGAGAAGAGUGUGAAAAGGCUAUUAAAACGAGCAGUGACAAUUUUUUUGAAAAAUCAUGUUCCCGACUAUGAGCCAUGUUAUGAUGGUCAGCACAUUCUGUAUAGUGCGAGGAAGUUGCCGUUGGUUAAUGAUACUGUAAGUGGAAAUGUAGCUUUUCAGGAAAAAGAUUCUCCCUAUGAAGUUAAAUUUGAAAUAACGAUACGACUAACGGGAACUAUAGAUCUUUCUCCUUUAUACAAUUUACUGCAAAAGAAAAAUAUUGGUUUGGGUGAAGCAUUUCAGUGUGUUGAGACGGUUUUUAAACAAGCUUAUACAAACUCUUUUUUGAGUAUAGGAAGACGUUUCUAUACCCCAUCUACUGGAAACGAGUACCCUCUGGGGUCAGGAGCUGUUAUGUAUUUAGGAGGUUACCAAGCAGCAGUUAGUGGUUGGAUACCCUUCUUAAAUGUAGAUGUGGCUCACAAAGCCUUUACCAAUUCAACUUCUAUCAUUGACUUAAUCAAAGAAAUGUUUUCAACAAAAUACAAACCGGUUCAAGCUCAAGAUUUGCAAAAUAAUGGCCUUCAAAAAUGGCAGAUAGAACCAUUAACUGAGUACUUGAAAGGUUUGAGGGUCGUGUACCAGAUUCCAAACCAAUGUGGUUCUAAGAAAAUCUACAAAGUGAAUGGUUUUGCAAAUAUACCUUCUCAAGAGAAAUUCCAGUUUGAGGAUCAAGUCCUCACUGUGGAACACUACUUCAAGAGAAAGUGGCACUGUACGCUAAAAUAUCCAAAGUUGCCAACCUUAUGGGUUGGUAACGAGAAAAAGCGGAUUUGUGUACCAAUGGAGUACUGCCAUCUAAAAGACGGACAACCACUUGCUGGUUCUCGUCUAUUGAAGAAUCAAACGGCAAUAAUGACGAACUCAUCAGCUACAUCAACUUCAGAACGAAAAAAGAAGAUUCAAGAUGUCAUGCAGAAAGCUAAUCAUAAUGACAACCCAUGCAUCCGUGAGUUUGGUUUCUCCAUCAGUGAUACAUUUGAGUGUGUAGAUGCCAGGGUAUUGGAUCCACCACGUCUAGAAUACUGCGAUGGCAAAGUGGACCCUAAAAACGGUACCUGGUGGGCGAAGAAAUUUAAAGUAGGGGCAGAAAUCCGGCAGUGGACCAUCAUCGGUUUCGGAGUGCAACACGAUCGGAUUGGUACCAAAGUAAACGAGUUGGCACGACAGGUGGUGAACUUUGGACAAUCUACUGGUAUGAUCUUCUCCAAACCGGACGAACCCUUUGAGUACAUCUCCAGCGAUAAGCGCUCCCUUAUUAGUUGUUUGGAAAAGAAGAAGAACUACGACUUGGUUGUGGUCAUAAUUCCAAACAAUAAAGAUUCGUAUUACUUCGUAAAGCAAGAAGCCGAACAACGCGUUGGUCUUUUGACUCAAUGUGUCAAAGUCGACACUUUGUUCAAGCUCGACGAUCAGACAACAAUUCGAAAUAUUCUUCUUAAAAUCAACUGCAAGAUGAACGGUAUUAAUCACGUCUUGGCCAACUUGGACCUCAUAGACAAAGAGUCCUGCAUGGUGAUGGGUGCUGACGUCACUCAUCCCAGUCCACAAGCCAGAACUAUACCCAGCGUCAUUGCCGUCACUGCCUCUCACAACCUGAAAGCUACGAAUUACAACAUCCACGUCGGCUUGCAAGAACCAAGAACCACGCUGUCGGAGAUCAUCCAGAGUCUGGAAACCAUCACCAGAGACAAAUUGAAAAUCUUCCACAAUCAAACUGGUCAAAAACCUAAGAGAAUCUAUUUCUUCCGAGAUGGAGUAUCCGAUGGUGAGUUUGAAAGAGUCAAGGAGAUUGAAAUCAACGCAAUUAAGAGAGCAUGUGCAAGUUACGACUGCAAUCCUCAUCUUACAUUCAUCGUAGUGCAGAAAAGGCACAAUACGAGAUUUUUCCCCACUGAUAAGAGAUAUAGUACGGGUAAAUAUGAAAACGUACCAGUGGGGACCUAUGUGGACACUGUGAUUACGGAUCCAACUAUACCCAAUUUUUAUUUGAUGUCGCAUCAAAGUAUUAAAGGUGUUGGAAGGCCAACAAAAUAUUGUGUUCUACAUGAUGAAAAUAAUUUAAGUAAUGACGAUGUGGAAAAGUUGGCGUAUUAUUUGUGUCAUGUGUACACGAGAUGUAAUAGGGCGGUGAGUUAUCCAGCUCCGACCUACUUCGCACAUUUGGCGGCAGAUAGAGCUAAAGGGUAUCUCUACAAGAAGAAUAUUAAUUUGGACAACUUGAAUCAAGGUUUGGUAAAAAUCGAUAGCAAAUUUGCGUCUAAAAAUCCAAUGUUCUUUUCCUAAUUUGUUAGUUGUAAUAUUACUUUAUAUACAGGCUGUUAUUGAAAGGUACGUACAACAAAAUUGACAGUUGUUCGCGGAGUCUAAGAAGUCUGAAAAACUUAUUUUGUGUUAUCAAAAUUUUAAGGGGAAAAUUAACCCUUAUCCAACCUUUUUAGACGCUACUGAAGGAUAAAUAGGUAAAAUUAAUUUAUUUUAGUAAAUCCUGGCAAUUGUAACAAUAAUUAAAAAAUAAAAGACCCUUUUGUUGCUAUAGAAACGAAAAAUUACCUUUUUAUGAGAGGCGUACACCGAAUUUGGAUAUAAAUUUUAAUAAUUUUUAUCUCUAAAAGGAGAACAUUUUUACCUGAACUUUUUUUUUACUUUUAGCACCAAUUCUUCGAGACCAAUUGCCGAUUUUAUUUUGUACGUACCUUUCAAUAACACGCUGUAUAGCUGUUUUGGAGCUUAAUGAAUCGUUAUAGUGUUAUUGAAUAUUUUAUAUUAGUUUAUAUUAUUUCCUCCAUGUUUAGUACGAUGCUUCCUAUCUGUUCUACAACUGUGGUUGGUACCAUAGAUACUCUUAACAUGUUUGAAAUAUUUUAGGAGAACUAAUUAUCGUAUUGUUCUAUUAUUCUUAUAAAUUGAUACUAUUCUUACUAAUCAUAUUAUAUUGUAACUCUAUUAUGUCUAUUAAAGGAGUUUGCAUCUUU